Messenger RNA from Racocetra fulgida, 252 nucleotides. The record is from the annotation of a GenBank genome assembly. Lineage: Eukaryota; Fungi; Glomeromycota; Glomeromycetes; Diversisporales; Gigasporaceae.
AUGUCUGCUAAAUGGAUUACUUUUAUUUUGGAUACAUUUUUUAUUUUCCAUAACCAACUUGCUGAUCAUAUUUGUAAGUGUACUAAUGAUUAUAAUAUUGAUGAAGAAAUAGCAUUAGAGGAUAAUGAUGAUUAUGAUGCCUUUAUAAAUGAAAGCAAGAAAUUAAAAAAUUCAACUAAAAAUAUGGUACCGUAUGUCACAUUAAAAUCAUCCAAUAAUCCUAAUAUAAAAAAAAGAAAAAAAAAGGUUAAG